Pieris rapae (cabbage white) is the source of this 4049-nucleotide messenger RNA. Its product is annotated as transmembrane protein 198. Gene Ontology annotation, cellular component: plasma membrane. The record is from RefSeq and is a predicted model, not a curated record. Lineage: Eukaryota; Metazoa; Arthropoda; Insecta; Lepidoptera; Pieridae. Bases 196 to 1263 code for a protein of 355 amino acids. The transcript has 11 exons.
GUCAUUCCUCAGUUUUCGCUCUUGACUCCUGUCUGUCACCCCGUGGAAACUCGAAAUCUUUGUUACAAAAGUAGAAAAUAGAAAAAUAAACAUAGUGGAUGCAGAGUACUUCACUUUACAAUGAAAAAGCAAAGAACAGACGUGCAAUGAUGAAAUAGUACCAAGUUUUGUGUCUUAUCUGGGUAAAGUUGAAACAUGUCUUCAGUUGGGCAACUGGUACCACAAGUAACAAAAGGGCCGCCUAAUACAACCUACACAUUUAAUGGCCCACACAUAGAAGGUUCAUUCUGCACCAGCAUAAAUACUAAUUAUGAUCCAGUUGUAAGCGUCAUAUGUGCUAUGUAUAUUGUUUUUGGAAUAGUAUAUUCCCUUUUUGGUUAUCGAUGUUUUAAAGCAAGUAUGUUCUUGACGGGGUUUACAUUCGGUUCUGCCAUUGUGUAUCUUAUAUGUCUACAAGAAUAUUUGAUGCCACCAUAUGGAAAUGUUGGUGUUGCACUAUGUGCUGGACUACUUUUCGGAUUAAUAACAAUGCUUAUCCAGUAUGUUGGACUGUUUAUGACUGGAUUUCACACUGGAUUGUUGAUUGCUAUUGCUGGUCUUGCUGUAUAUGAUCAUUUUCUGGAUAGCAGACUCAAUACGUAUUGGCUAUGUGUCGUCUCAUUACUUUUGUCCGGAAUAUUUUUCGCCGUUAUCAACUUGUACUGGAAGAAAGUUUUGACUAUCUUCGGUACUAGUGUGUAUGGCGGCGCUGUAAUCGCUACAUCUCUAGAUUAUUUUGUUGAAAGAAUGGUUAUGCUGAAAUGGCUGUGGGAGCGUGCAAAGCUGGAGCCAACUGUGCCACCUCCUUGUACGAUAUCGUGGUUCACUUUAGCUGCUUGGCCGACCGUCGCCAUUGUCGGUUUCACUGCACAAUGUGCUCUCACAGGCACAGGAAUAUAUCACGAACAGAGCAUAAGCGCACAAAAGCGUCAUCUCAAGGCACAGCAGGCAAGACCUGUCACACGCGAACAACGCGCAGAGAUGAAACAGCGCAAAUAUCGUUAUCUCUAUCAGGUGCGGACUGCACAUGGCGAUGUCAUUUCACAGUCAUACGUACAAGCAUUGCAAAAGAAGGCACAAUGUGGUAUUUGGACGGGUAGCGGUGGUGGAGAAUGUAGUACUCUGCAAAGUGAUUCAACACACCUUACAGUAUUGGCUGGCUCGGAACAAGCCCCGCCCACUGAUUCUGACGAUGACCUUGAACAGAUUCGAGCUGCGCACUAAAUUUGGUAACUCAGAAACGAUCUCUACGGGAAUUUAUUUUUCUUAUUCCAGUAUUAUCUUUAUGAAUUUCAAACGUAUAUAUGUUAUUAGAUAUUCUUCUAUAUGAAUUUAUUAUUGUAAGUAAUGUGAUAAUAUAUAUUAUAAGUUUUUAUUUUAUUUAGGCCUCAAUUUUAGUUUAACAAUAUACAGUUUUUACUUAGUUCUUUAUAUAAUUUCGCGACAACAAUUUUAAUAUGGAUAUUUUUUGUACUAGAUUUGAAUCUGUACAGAAAGGGAACCGUCAUAGUAGCAGUUUGGUGAAUAAUUUAAAUGACGCGUGAAAAAGACUUACAUUACAUAGUUUCAUUUCUCAGACUUCACUAGAUAAUUCUAGUAAUAUAUAAGUAAUAGUCGACUUUGUAAAAAAUCAGGUUCAUUUCUUUUAUUCGCCAAGCUAUGGUAACUUUUGGACCUAAAUAAUCUUUUACGACUAAACAACAGUGCAACACAUUUUCAUUGUUAGAUAGUGUACAAUGCUAUGUUCGGUUAACACUGCCAAUAGAUUAACGAAAUAUAAAUAAGUAUUUUGGCCCUAAAAAUUAUGCAGUUAUUAGAUUUAAAUUAUCAUUUUGUAAAAUCAUAAACUUCGCAUGUGUGCAUUCUAUCAUUUCAUCAUAAAAGUACAGAAUAAAUCGCAUAGACUUCUGUAUGUCAAUAUCAAUAGAGUUUUUAUGUUUUUGACAUACAGGAGUAUUCUUUAUUUUAUUUUAAAUUCCUUAUCUCCCCGACGUUUGUGGUGUGGGAGAUUAUUCACCUAUCUUAUCUUCACUUAUCCAAUAAUAUUACUAGUAUUUAUAGACGAGUGGAGCUUUUGUAUUUUGAGCGUCCAAAUCCUAUCCCUUUCGUCAGAAGCUUUGUUAAAUAUGAUUAUUCAUUAUGACUUGUAAUUUUUGUGGUAUGUAACCGUACAUUUUUUCUGGUGUUGUGAUUCUGGAUUUGAUUGAGCCUAGCUCGUAUUUGCAGUUCAUGUUCACAAUGGGUAACUUUGAUUAAAGUCUUCACUGUUAAUCAUACAGUUGGAACAAAAAUUAAUAGUUUAGCUGUACUAAAAAAAUAAUAGAUAUUGUCGUACAAUCAGCAAUUUAGGUACUAUCAAAGUUAGCCAAUUGUUAAAGUAUUAUGUAAAGGAUACGAAUUUCUUGCCUCAUUUUCUAUUAAGUAUUCUUUUUAUUAAAAACAGCACAAUAUGAUUGUGAUUGACGACCUUGUGAAGGGUAUAGUGUAGUACUAACAAUAAAAUUUUACGUAACGUAAGAGAACGCUCUAUUUUUCACGUUUAGCGUAACUCAAAGGUUGGCUGGUUUCAUAUUUUUUCCAAUUGGAAAUAUCGGAUUUGUACUAAAUAUGAAAUCCAGAAUAUUUUCGAUGCUUAGCAUAUUUUAUUACAAUGUUACAUACGCUGCUCAAACUGAGAGAAUGGCUAGUUUCUUAGUGAUAUGUUUAUUUUUGGCCAAAGUUUAUUUUAGUUAUUAUUGGGCUAAGAGCACAAUUGUUUUAUUUUAAGAAUAUUUACUAUUUUCGCUUUUUACGCUUGAAUAUAAACGCUUCUUAAACAUUCCUUUAUACACAAAUAUAUUGUUAUGUAUGGCCCUAGUGUAUAUCAGUGGUAGUUGGUAAUGUUUAGUUGUAAUGUAAUGCAUAAUAUAUUAUAUAAUACGUAAGUUAAGUUAAGCAUAGAUUAGUAGAUUUUGUCUCUGUUCACCCAGUUCCAUAUAAUCGCUCAAUAUCUAGUCCUACUGAUUUAUAAAAUCUAAGAAACAUAUAAAUAAUACUUUAUCUAUGCAGCCAAUUGUCAUAAUCGUUAAUGUGUAUUUUUUUAAUUUAAAUAUAACUUAUUUUGUAAUUAUUCAAGGUGUUGAAAUGAAUUUGUUUUCGAAUUUAAUAAUAAUAAUAUAAUUUAUUUGUGUAGGUAACUUAUGUACAUUUAUAAACGUCAGUAAAAAAGUUAUUUUCAAAGCCGUAGACUAGAAGAAGACUCAGUAUAGUCAGGUAUAUUUGCUAAAUGUUUGUAUGAAGGUCCUUGGAUCUGUAUCUCGUAAGUAGCAUUAGAUAAGGCGUUACAAAUUUUGCCCAACUAAGAGGCAAUGCCAAAUAAAAUUAUUUUUAAUAUCAGUAACGAUGGAUACUUAUAAACGUCAUAUUUGAAAGAGAUACUCAAGAUCAAGCGUCGAUUUGGCAGAUUUUUAGAAUAUCAUGUCCUAGCUGAUCCGAAAUUGACAGUAACAAUACUAGUUAUUUCUGGCAUAAACGACGAUAUUAACGGUAAAAAAUUAGUAUUUUUACCAGAUUUUUUUCGUACAAACAAAACUGGGUUUAGGACCAUGACCUGCAUGUUAAUUAGUACUCAAUAUGUAUUUAUUUUUAGUGAUGUUGGCACGUUUCAUGAGAGCUUUGAUUGUAGGGUAGUCCCAAUAUACUAAAAAUAGGGUAGAACUGUUUUCGUUUUACAUUAAAGGAAUUAACACUUAAAGCAUUGACUAUUUGUAUAUAUAUUUUCUGUAAAAAAUAUCUCUUUUAUUAACAGCUCAACGGAUUUUCGAUAACAAUUUUUCUUUGUUUUCAAGUAGAGAAUGUUUACGAAUAGAGGUCACAUAUAACCGCAAUUUCUAUACUGUUCACUUCGGUUUUCCGUCACAUAUGGACUAGACUACAUCACAGCGAUCAUGAAGGUUCUUGUUGGUAAUUGGCAUAUUUUUAUUUUCCUUGUUAUGAGCUUGGUUGAUGUAUAUUAAAUUGUAAUGCACAUU